Molecule: messenger RNA, 2953 nt
Organism: Mobula hypostoma (lesser devil ray)
Lineage: Eukaryota; Metazoa; Chordata; Chondrichthyes; Myliobatiformes; Myliobatidae
Product: activating transcription factor 7-interacting protein 1-like
Exons: 11
Coding region: 456-2246 (596 amino acids)
Source: RefSeq, a predicted model, not a curated record
UGGGUGUCAAGACUGCUAGCUCAUCCGCUCGGGGUGGGGGAAUUAUCAACUUUGGCACUUCAACUCAACUCUUUCAGAGUUGAAAAUGUAAAUCCGUCCAAAUCUUAAAUGCAACAGUUGUAAGGCGUAACUGAAUGAAGAAUUUGGUCAGAUAUGCCUGCGUAUGGGUAUUUCGGCUAGGGGGAAAAAAAACGUCGGUGUAAAUUUAAAGCCGUCUCGAAAUGUAUGUUGAUUUUAUUUAGAGAAUCCGCUGUGUUUGGGUGGUGAGCUUGCUCCACGUGUUUCGUUCUGCUGGUGUUUUUAUGCUUCCUCCUAAACUCUUAACCUGGAAUAUCAUCCAAGUAUCUCAGGGUCGGAAUGCUCAUGUAAAGUGGGGGAUCAAAUUCAAGAUUGAGAAACUAUACUUAUUGCAUUUUUGCUGCAUUCUGAUCUAAGUCGUCCAUCUAUAAUCAAACAUGGCAAGUAUUAUCCCACGAAAAGGUUUCAGAGCAAAGAAAACCCUUAGAGUAAGUGACCGCGAACAGUGGGAAGCAUUACUCCGAGGGAGACAUCACAUUAAGAAUGGACAGCCCAACAAAGAAUGUGAUCAUCAGGAAAAGUAUUUGCAGUGUGUGGAUACAGGAAAUAUAGAUGGUGGUAAACAUAAUGACCUCAUCAUUUCAAAACAUAAAAAUAAUGAGCUUCCAGAGUCGGAGGUAAAUCAGAGAGCUAGUUUUAGUGACAAAAAUGAGGUCAUGAAGACCAAGUUCAAAAUAUCGCCUGCUGUUGACAUAACAGAAAACCAAGUUGAGAAUCGAAGCUUAAUAAGUCCAAAAAAUGUUCAAACUAGUGGUCACCUUGAAACUAAAACAUAUCCUCAGAAGAAACAUCAUAAUAGUAGCUUGCUGAAAAAGAAUAUAAACUCAUCUUCAGAAACUGCUGAUCAAAACAAAACUCCUCAUGGUAGUACUCUACAUAUAUCUUCCUUUGUAUUAAAAGAGGACUUCAAUAGAGCUUCUAAGACCAAAUCUACCAAGGUUUCCAAGAUGCUGAAUCAGAAAAAUUAUGUAAAAUCCAUUCAUUCAGAUAAAAACAGGAAUGUCAAAGCAGCCUUUCACAUUGUUGAUGCUGAAGAUCUUAUUUCUUCAAACUCUAACAAUACAACUGGCAAGCUAAAGAAAUUAAAGCAUUCGCUUGUUCCUGUCUUAGAAAAAUUGCCCACUGCAACACAAUGGAACAUGAUGAAUAAUGUACUGUUGUCAGAAUUACGUGUUACUGAAAAUAUAAAUAACAAAAUUAAAAUAAGUGAACAUACUGAAAGUCAAAGUUCCAGUGUUUCAAAAUGCCAUUAUGAAGAGAAAUCAAAUGAAUCUAAAAUUCUUACUGAUGAUCAAGAUGAUAUUGAAUGUACUCCAAUUAUCCUAAGGGAGAUUCUGAAAAGCCCUGAUCGAGCUGAAAGGAAGAGGUUCCAUUCAAGAAGAGAAGGAAAAAAUAAGCACAAGAAAAUCAAGAUUUCACAUGAUGCGAAAAGUGUCCAUUUCAACUUAAGUUGUGAAAAAAGUACACAAACUGCCAAGAAGAUAACCUGGGAGGAGAUUCAGAAAAUCCUUCACCAUAAAAUGAACACUGAGCUCGGUAGUGAUACUUUGGGCAAGAAACUUGAAGAGUUAACAAGACGAGUUGAAAACAUUGACUGCACGCAAAAACAUGAAGAACUGGCUAAAAGUAUUCAAUCUAGAAUAAAACAUUUGGAAAAGAAAGUGAGAACUAUUUUACAGGCAGUAAAUAGCGCAAGGCUCGGGAGGAACCCAGAAGAGCCUGAAACGAUUGCUUUAUCACAUGAUCCAAUUUCUGGAGCAGAUCUGAAAAAUGCAGAGCCUGUGGCAAAUGCAAACUAUGUGGAUUCAUGUACAGUCCUCGGAGCUCCAUCAGACCAGAAAUCACAGCCUUUGCCUUAUAGGAAAACUUCUGAUUCUAUUAAUUAUGAACUGAACUUGCAGAAGACUGAAAGAACUUCAAAUUCUGUGCCUGCAGAUGCAAAGAAUACAAGGAAUAUUCCAUUGCCAAAGUAUUUGGAUACUGUAAUGCCGGCAAAUACACACUGCUGUGGCGUAGCUUCAAAAACAACAGAAGGGAACACAGAGUCCCCAGACACUCUGGUUUGGCAACCUAAUAGGAAAGAAGAACUAGGUAAUACAAGACAGGCAAGUAAUGCGACAAGUAGUCAAAUAAUAAUUGAUCUUACAGAAAGUAAUGAACAAUCAUAGUCAGAAAAAAGCUCCUACUAUAAUUUCAACAGGAGAUCUACUUCCUAAACUCAAUACCUCAAGCCAUCCCAGGAGCCUGCAGUAUAUCCAUCGCAUGUGAAAAGUGGAAUUGCAAUCUCCUGGAAUGCUGCAGAUGUUCAGCAGACUUGUUCCUGUAUAUACAGUUUUGUGAUACUGUGCAUACCAUGAUGAUCCUAGUCUGAAGUGCCUAUCACAAUGGAAAAUAUUUGGAGAGGCAAAAGCUCUCCUUCCACUUGCACUUUGUUUCUGUUUGUACUUGAAAUUUAAUAUUUUACUAAUUCAAGCGGAAGAUGUCCAUUGUUAUUUUGUCUUUUUCUGUGAAUCACAAGCUUUUUGCUUAUUGGAACCUAAAGAUUACGCUGAAGAAAUCCAUAUCAAUCAUUUGUUAUCGCAUUGCUUAUGCAAAAAUACUAAAAACAAAAACAACUUUAGUUUAUUGUGAACCGCUCUUUAAGGAUUAAUUACUGAGGAAAUUUUGGUCUUGUUCUGCCUAAGUUUGUUAAAAACAAAUGUGUUUAAGCAUUUGUCAAUGUGGUGUUCAUUUUUGAACAGAAGUAAAUAUGUGUUCAUAUGUAAACAUUUAACUUGUCCCACUAAAUAUGUCAUGCUGUUGUUAGCAAGUUUUUAGUUAGCAAUUAGUUGUUAGUUUCAAAUAUAGAAGAAAAAAUGUCCAACCAAAUUUUCAA